AUGGCGCCCUUCCGCCGCUCUGCGGAGCGCAUGUUUCCGCCAUUGCUGAUGCUGGCGGUCAUUGGGGCGCUAUGCUGUCGUGCGGGGCACGCCGCAAUCACGGUCGAACAACCGAGAAUUCGGCCUCCUUUUUCUUUACCCCACCCACAUCGCUCCCCCUCUCCCCCCCCUUCCCCUCUCCAUCGUUCCCCCUGUCCGACGCAGCACGAGCAGCACACGUGCGGGAGGGAGCAGUGCGGGGGAGAGGGGGCGGCGCAGCGGGGAGGGGGGAGGCGGCGGAUAGCGGAGGAGGUGGAGGAGGAGGUGGUGACAGGAUGGUACCGGGGGGAAGGUGCUGCUGCUGCCAGUGUCGCUGCUGCUGCUGGUGUGGCGGCUGCUGGUGUUGGUGCUGGUGCUGGUGCGGGGGGUGUGAGCCGGUACCUCAAGGAGUCGCACCAUGUCGUCAGUGCCAUGGGCAUGGCCACGACACAGGCAGUGACACCAGCGCCCAAGCUGCGCAAGUGCCAGAAGCUGCUGCGAGAGGGCUCCUUCAGCCUCAACCGGUCCUCCUAUUUCAUAGGCCUCAACUUCGGUCCGCGCAAGCAGCUGUUCUACCUGCGUCUGGACAACCUCACGCCAAUCACCUGGUUCACCUGCGACUGCGUCACACCCACCUCCUGCCGCACUGCCGGCACCGUCCUGCCCGAGCGGCCGCCGUACAACACAACAGAGAACGGGGCGACGGCAGUGCUGUGCGACGCCGACACGUGCAAGAACAACACCGACCGCCCCGCACCCGGCCUCAAGAUCGGCUGCCAGGUGGCAGACCAGAUCCCGUCAAAGCUGGGCAAGGGCAAGUGCGAGUACCUGCACCUGCACACCAUCGUGCGGUCGCCUCUAGGGUCCAUAGGCAGCCUUCCCAACAAGGACGGCACCAAGGUGGGCAAGAGCUACGGCAUCUUCUACCCCGAGAACGUGUGGCUCACCCACAUGGACGGCUGGACCGUCAGCCCCGAGCUUGUUGUUGGCUGCGGCAUGGUGCAGAAAGGAGCGCUAGGCGGCUACACCGAGGUGCCCGACGGGGUCUUCGGGCUCGGGUGGGGAAAACUCAGCAUCCUCUCACAAAUGGCGGACCUGGGCGUGUGGGAGAACAGCUUCGGGCUGUGCUUCGAGGGCGACAUGGGGCUCAAGGGCGGGUCGUACCUCAACUUAGGCGACGCGCUGAUAGAUGGGUACAGCGAUACCAUCCCCAUGCGCCGCAUCUUCCCGAGCCCCAUGUUCUUUGUGGACCUGGGGGAGGUGCGCAUGGGGAGCAAGGUGGUGAACGUGCCGGCGGGGACCUUUGGGAAGCCGACGCCCAAGGCGGAGGGGGGCGUGGUGGUGGACCCGUUUACUACUGUCACGCGCUUGCCGCCCGUUGCGCUGCUCGCUAUUAAUGAAACGCUGGUGGGGUUGAUGCCCAAUCUGACGUACGAUAAGGGCAACACCAAGACCUUCGGCCUCAUCUGCUGGAAGGGCGCGCCCUACAAGCAGAAAAAGCCAGAGCUGUUCUACCCACAGUUCCCCAACAUGCAGCUCGUCUUCCCCAACAACACCAUCUUCUACGUGCUGCCGCAGUCCUACCUCAUUGCGAACAUCACCACGGGCAAGGUGUGUCUGGCGGCAGCAGAGACCACUGACAGCCGCACCACCAUUGGCGAGUCAUUCCUGCGCAACAAGAUGGUCAUAUACAACUACAAGGACAGCACCAUAUCAUGGGCAGACAUGAACUGCACCACUGGAGUACGCUUCUUCAACUUCACAGCCAAACCCCCAGGGCUCAUGCCCCCACCUCCUCUCAUGCCCCCCCCCAUGCCUCCCCCGAAACCCUCUAUCGCCUUCCCCCCUCCCCCCCUGCCAAAGCCCCCGCCUCCUGCACCAAAACUCCCCCCACCGUCACCCCCCACACUGCCCCCUCCCAAACCAGCUCUCCCUCCCCCAAUUAAACCCCCAGUUGCUCCGCCUGUCCCUCCUCCCCUUCCCCCCAAAGUCACCCCUCCCCCCUGGACCAAGCCUCCCCCCGUGGUGACCACCCCCCCUCCUGUCGCCACUAAACCCCCCCCUGUGAUUGCUGCACCCUCCCCUCCUCCUCCUUGGACUUGGCCCCCCAAAGCUUCCCCCCCUCCUUGGACGUGGCCCCCCCAAGCCUCCCCACCCCCCUGGACGUGGCCCCCUAAAGCUCCCCCUCCUCCUUGGACUUGGCCCCCUGAUGCCCCGCCUCCCCCCUGGACGUGGCCCCCCCAAGCUCCUCCCCCUCCUUGGACUUGGCCCCCUGAUGCUCCCCCUCCCCCUUGGACUUGGCCCCCUGAUGCUCCCCCUCCCCCUUGGACUUGGCCCCCUGAUGCCCCGCCUCCCCCCUGGACGUGGCCCCCCCAAGCUCCUCCCCCUCCUUGGACUUGGCCCCCCGAAGCUCCCCCUCCCCCCUGGACUUGGCCCCCUGAUGCCCCCCCUCCCCCUUGGACAUAUCCCCCCGAAUUUCCCCCACCACCCGAACUUCUUCCUCCUCCCCCUCCUCCUGAGACCUCCCCAGCUUUCCCCCCAUCGCUCGUGUCCCCCCCACCGCCAUACCCUCCUCUUCCCCCGUUACAAUCACUCACUCAAUGGUGGGUCAACCCGCACAAGAAACGCAAGACGCCGCCCCCGUUUGAGGCCCCUGCUUCGUGGACUAUCUGGCCUAUGAAUGAUGCAGCAGCAACAGCACCCCCCACUCCUCAUAGAGCACAGGUGAAGGGAAAGAAGAACAAGGUAAAUGGCCCGCAUGGUGCAGCAGGGUCGAGAGCUAGUGUUGCUGUGGAAGGGGGAGAUGAGAAGGGGAAGGAUGGGUUGCUGGUUCGGGAGGAAAAGAAGAAGGGGAAGGUGCAUGAGAAGAGGGACCCAGGUGUAGCAGGGUAUAGAGCCGUUGUUGCUGUGGAAGGGGGAGAUAAAGAAAGGAAGGAUGGGCUGGUGGUGCAGGCAAAGAGGGAGAAGGAGAGAGUGCAUGCUAAGAGGAACCCAGGUGCUGCAGGGUCUAGAGCCGCUGUUGUUCUCGAAAAAGGGGAAGAUAAAGAAGGGACGGAUGGGUUGUUGGUUCAGGCAGAGAGAGAGAAGAAGAGGGUGCAUGAGAAGAGGGACCCAGGUGCAGCAGGAUCUAGAACCGUUGUUGCUGUGGAACGGGAAGAUGAAGAGGAGGAUGGUUUGCUGGGCCGGGCAGAGAGGGAAAAGGAGAGGGUGCAUGAGAAGAAGAGGAAUUACGGAGCAAUGGAAGUUGAGGGUGUAGGGCAGCACCACAUGCAUCAACGUGUAGCACCGUAG
Closterium sp. Naga37s-1 is the source of this 3309-nucleotide messenger RNA. Lineage: Eukaryota; Viridiplantae; Streptophyta; Zygnematophyceae; Desmidiales; Closteriaceae. The record is from the annotation of a GenBank genome assembly.